CGGACGCGUCACCGCCCUCGUUUCCGACCGCCAGGAGACCGGCAGUGCUAUUAGUGCACCGCGGGGCCGCGGCGGAGGGCAGCACAGUGCCUGGUUCGCUUGGCACACGCCGGCAGGUCGGCGCGCUCGCUCACCUGAGCCGUGUCCCGGGGCUACAGAGCCACGGGGCUGUACGCGUGCCACCCGCCCACCGGGACGCGCUCGGAGAUGGGCAGCUGGAGAAGUUGACGGAACCCCUACGCGCACGCGGCUCCCUCGCUGCCCAGAGGGGCUGCAGCCAGCGGUUUGCCGCGCGUGCUUGUUUGCCAAAGGAGCCGCCCCGGUGAGGAUCGCCGGAGGGGAGCCGCUUCCAGCGGGGAGACCCGCAGCCCAGACGCGGGCUCUGGGCGGCCUGGAUGCGCCAGAGCCGGCCCCGCAGCCGCUGACGGCCGGCGGCAGCGAAGUUUGGCUGCUGAGCGGCUCGGCGCCCUGCCCCUGGACAGACUGUCAGCCGGCCGCGACAACCUCCGGAGCGAUGCCCGUGGGGGGCCUGUUGCCGCUCUUCAGUAGCCCCGGGAGCGGCGGCCUGGGCGGCGGCCUGGGCGGGGGGCUUGGCGGCGGGAGGAAGGGGUCUGGCCCCGCCGCCUUCCGCCUCACUGAGAAGUUCGUGCUGCUGCUGGUGUUCAGCGCCUUCAUCACGCUCUGCUUCGGGGCAAUCUUCUUCCUGCCUGACUCCUCCAAGCUGCUCAGCGGGGUCCUGUUCCACUCCAACCCUGCCUUGCAGCCGCCGGCGGAGCACAAGCCCGGGCUCGGGGCGCGUGCCGAGGAUGCUGCCGAGGGGAGAGUCAGGCACCGCGAGGAAGGCGUGCCUGGGGACCCUGGAGCUGGACUAGAGGACAACUUAGCCAGGAUCCGCGAAAACCACGAGCGGGCUCUCAGGGAAGCCAAGGAGACCCUGCAGAAGCUGCCGGAGGAGAUCCAAAGAGACAUUCUGCUGGAGAAGGAGAAGGUGGCCCAGGACCAGCUACGUGACAAGGAUCUGUUUGGGGGCUUGCCCAAGGUGGACUUCCUGCCCCCCAUUGGGAUAGAGAACCGGGAGCCCGCCGACGCCACCAUCCGCGAGAAGAGGGCAAAGAUCAAAGAGAUGAUGACCCAUGCUUGGAAUAAUUAUAAACGCUAUGCGUGGGGCUUGAACGAACUGAAGCCUAUAUCAAAAGAAGGCCACUCAAGCAGUUUGUUUGGCAACAUCAAAGGAGCUACAAUAGUCGAUGCCCUGGACACACUUUUUAUUAUGGGUAUGAAGACUGAAUUUCAAGAAGCUAAAUCAUGGAUUAAAAAGUAUUUAGAUUUUAAUGUGAAUGCUGAAGUUUCUGUUUUUGAAGUAAACAUACGCUUCGUUGGUGGACUUCUGUCAGCCUACUAUUUGUCCGGAGAGGAGAUAUUUCGAAAGAAAGCAGUGGAACUUGGGGUAAAAUUGCUACCUGCAUUUCAUACUCCCUCUGGAAUACCUUGGGCAUUGCUGAAUAUGAAAAGUGGGAUCGGGCGGAACUGGCCCUGGGCCUCUGGAGGCAGCAGUAUUCUGGCAGAAUUUGGAACUCUCCACUUGGAGUUUAUGCACUUGGCCCACUUAUCAGGAAACCCAGUCUUUGCGGAAAAGGUAAUGAAUAUUCGAACAGUGUUGAACAAACUGGACAAACCAGAAGGCCUUUAUCCUAACUACCUGAACCCCAGUAGUGGACAGUGGGGUCAACAUCAUGUGUCAGUUGGAGGGCUUGGAGACAGCUUUUAUGAAUAUCUACUGAAGGCAUGGUUAAUGUCUGACAAGACAGAUCUCGAAGCCAAGGAGAUGUAUUUUGAUGCUGUCCAGGCCAUCGAGACUCACUUGAUCCGCAGGUCAAGCGGGGGACUAACAUACAUCGCAGAGUGGAAAGGAGGCCUCCUGGAACACAAGAUGGGCCACCUGACGUGCUUUGCAGGGGGCAUGUUUGCACUUGGGGCAGAUGGCGCUCCCGAAGCGAGAGCUCAGCACUACCUUGAACUCGGGGCUGAAAUCGCCCGCACCUGUCAUGAAUCUUACAAUCGCACAUAUGUGAAGUUGGGACCAGAAGCAUUCCGGUUUGAUGGCGGCGUGGAAGCUAUUGCCACGAGGCAAAAUGAAAAGUAUUACAUCUUACGGCCAGAGGUUAUCGAGACGUACAUGUACAUGUGGCGACUGACUCACGAUCCCAAGUACAGGACCUGGGCCUGGGAAGCCGUGGAGGCCCUAGAGAGUCACUGCAGAGUGAACGGAGGCUACUCAGGCUUACGGGAUGUUUACAUUGCCCAUGAGACUUAUGAUGAUGUCCAGCAAAGUUUCUUCCUGGCGGAGACACUGAAGUAUUUGUACUUGAUAUUUUCCGACGAUGACCUUCUUCCACUGGAACAUUGGAUCUUCAACACUGAGGCUCAUCCUUUCCCUAUACUCCGUGAGCAGAAGAAGGAAGUUGAUAACAAAGAGAAAUGAAAGACAUUUUCUAUUUUACUCUGCUUCAUUCCCUCACUGCAUACCUUAAUAAUUCCUUUUCUGGUAAUCAGACAUAUGAUGAACUCUCAUUGAUUGGCAAAAGUCUAUGAUUCUCUUAAGUUCUAAAAUUGUUUUGCAGUCUCUUAUGUUUAGUAUCAUAAGCCUAAGUGGACCUCAAUUCUUGAUUUCAUUAUUCAGCUAGUAGAUCCACAGAUUCUGCCUGUCAUUUUCAUUUUCUUAAGGAAUCUAUUGAUUCUGAAAUUCAUGAAGUUGCGACAUCAUUUUGAUAAUAGAACCGUCUACCAGUGACCUCUUGAUUAUGAUUUGAUUUGACUGCAAAAUUUCUUCCUCCUCUAUGAGGAGAUGCUGUCUGCUUCGAGCUGUAAUGUUUUGCCAUGUUGCAAAAAGCCAUAAUAAUAAAUUAAGCAUUAAAAAGAAAAAGCAUUUUUUUUUCCUUUUCAAGUUCAUGUUAAUCUGGUUUGUCUGUCCACCAGAGACAGGUCUUACAACUGUGACAGCCUCUUAGCAGGUCUAUCAUUAUUUGAUAGAAUGUCUUCUAAAGUACUCCACUCUUAUUGUGAUUCAGAUGAGAAAGUCGUCCCAGAAGAGCUGGCGACACUGGCCUCAUUUCUUCACAAGUGCAGUAUGUUUUUUAUUGGGUGAUUAUGUUCAUGUUUCCUCACUUUCAUUUUGUUCUCUGCUUUUGCUCUAAAUGCCCUGUGUCAUCUCUGUAUCACAUACUGCUUAAUUUCUCCCAUCACCCAUGACACAGCAAGGGGAGCUCCUGAGUUAGGCAGAAUGCCAAGUUACCCAGUUACAGUUUUGAAAGAGAAAAGAUUUAACAUACCAGGUUUUCCUUUUAAAUGAAUCCAUUCCAAAAUCUGGUCUCUAAAAAGAGCGAGGAUUCCAUAUGACUAGCUUGUGGAUCUGCAUUUCCUCCUUUGUUCUCUUUAAGCAAAGGAUGCCUUGCACUUGGUUCAGAUCUGAAAAGGGCUCUUCCCAGGUGUAGCUCAUCAUCGAACUUUAGUUUGUGAACAUGAGCUUUUACCCAGUGAAAAAAGCAUUUCUGAUUUAUCUAUUCCUAUUCAGCUAAAGGAGAAAAAAAUCUAAUUAGUUCUUAAGGACACAGUGUGUUAAAUGUGCUUACAUUCAGCAUAAAGAUCUUAACUUACAAGUAAUUUAUAGGGAUGAACCCACUCCCUCAUAAUUUGAUCUGUAGCAGAUCAAAAUAAUUAUAUGAUUCUUCUAAACUUUAUUUUGAAAUAUGAAUGAUUUUCCCAAGGACAAAUUUUGUGAUAGCUUGUGUUACCACACCUGUUCUUUAUAUGAAAGAUCAAAUAUGAUUCAUAUGUACUGAAAGACAAAGAUAAGAACCACCUCAAUUUCAUUCUACUACAUUCAACAACAACAACAAAAACAAAUAAUACAAACCCAUAGAUUAGGUUAAAUAUAUAUUUCUGUGCAUUUACUUUUUUCAAAAUUUCUAAUUUUAUCAAUUUCAUAUUGUACAACCUAUUUUUUUGAGACAUUUAUUUUCUUAAACCUGAAUAGACAACAGUUUUACCUAUUUCACCUUUGGGGAUGGUUUCAAAAGAUGUUAUUUUGGAUCACUACCUUGUAUGUCCUGGUUGUUCCCAGUAUUGUACAUUAGAACACAUCAAAAUGAGACAGUAAAAUUAGCAAAUGAAAAAGAUCACUCAGUAUAUCAUUAUGGCUAUGUUAACGCAUCUCUGUUACCCAGUGAAACUUCUGCCUGUAAUGCAUUUAAUCUCAAGAGGUUAUGAACCCAUGACGUCACGUUAAUGAAACCGAAUAGAACAGUCUGAUUUACCUCUUCAUUACAAGUUGAUUCGACUGUAAAACUUUUCCCUCCAUGAGGAAGAAAUGAAUAACAAAUCUUUCUUUCCCUAGAGCUCAGAGGUAAAAUAUUAAAGUUUGCUGCCAAAAUUUGGUCAUCUGUACUUUGAUUAUAAUUAUCACUGUCCUUAGAUUAGUUAUUUAAUUCAUUUUCUUUGCAUCUCCAUUUGAAGGAACAUCCAGAGCCGGUGAGUAUUUCUGCAGCAGGUGGGGUUUGAAAGUCAGGUCCUGUGUACCUACUACGGUGUCAUGUAGCUGUUGUGUUCCAGUAUAAGCAGGGAAGGAGCCGAACCACAGGCCGCUCCACCACUGGAAAACAUUGUUUUCAGUUUUAAAACCAGAUCUCAGAACACCAAAAAAUUUAAACAAGAGGUUAAUUUUAUAGAAAUGUAACUAAUUAAGCUUUAUGUUUAUGUGUUGAUUUUAAACAAUUAAGUCUCCAAAUGGAUACCAACUCAUUCAUUUCCAACAAAACUGUGCGGUUUGGUUUACAUGUAUAAUCCACAUCCUUAAAGAUGAAUAGUUACAGUAGCACCCAUUUUGUGUUUAUAAAACCUGUUUUGAUACACUGUAGUACACAUAUAAGUUGUAUGCCAAUUUAUAGAACUCAGUGACUUCUCUAUCAUGUGUGCCAUCCAUUUUUACAUUGACUGGUUUUGAUUUGUUCAUAAGCACAUUCUGUCAUUUCCAGCUUUAUAUAAAUCUCUGAUGUUAUGGAAAACCUAAUAGAUUGACACAUAAUUUUUAAAAAUUAUAUUUGUAAAAUUUCUCUAUUGUGAAUAAAGUCUUUUAAUAUAUCUC
Molecule: messenger RNA, 5140 nt
Organism: Mastomys coucha (southern multimammate mouse)
Lineage: Eukaryota; Metazoa; Chordata; Mammalia; Rodentia; Muridae
Gene: Man1a1
Product: mannosidase alpha class 1A member 1
Exons: 13
Coding region: 515-2482 (655 amino acids)
Biological process (GO): carbohydrate metabolic process; N-glycan processing
Cellular component (GO): endoplasmic reticulum; extracellular exosome; Golgi membrane
Molecular function (GO): mannosyl-oligosaccharide 1,2-alpha-mannosidase activity; calcium ion binding
Source: RefSeq, a predicted model, not a curated record